AUGAAUCUCCUACCUCCUAUGCUUCGACCCAUCUCCUACUUCACUCCCAAACCCCCAUGGCGUCGCUGUUUCAACACCUGUUCAGAGGCGACUGUUACUGCCAAUGAGGUCCUUACCAUCCUUGAAACAGUCAACCAUAUGGAGAGUGCCUUGGAACCCGUAGUCCCCAAACUCUCCAGUGAGAUAGUGAGCUAUGUGAUCCGAGAACAGACAAACCCACGAUUGGUUUUCCGGUUCUUCAUCUGGGCAACCAAAAGGAUGAGGCUUUGCAGCCGAAUGUCUCAGAGUUCGGUCAUUGACAUGCUUGUCAGGGACGAUGCCUUUGAACUCUAUUGGAGAACACUUGAACAACUGAGAGACUGCGGGCUUCCAAUUGGUUCUGCUGCCUUUGCUGUGCUGAUCAAUGGUUAUGCCAAAUUGGACAUGGCUGAAAAGGCUGUGGAGACAUUUGGCCGGAUGAAAGAUUUCAAUUGUAAGCCUAAUGCCUUUGCUUACAAUGCGAUACUUUAUGUUAUGGUGCGAAAAGAACUGUUUUUGCUAGCUUUAGCUGUAUAUAACCAGAUGUUGAAGUCAAAUCAUAGUCCCAGUAGAAAUACUUAUGACAUUUUGAUUAAUGGGUUCUGCAAAACGAGGCAAACUCAGGACGCGCUUCAAAUGUUUGAUGAAAUGACCCAGAGAGGUAUUGCUCCCAAUACGAUAACUUAUACUAUUGUUGUUUCUGGCUUGUGCCAGGCAAAGAGGACCCAUGAAGCGUAUACAUUGGUUGAAAUGAUGAAGGCAAGUGGGUGUCCUCCUGAUUUGAUUACUUACAAUGCUUUACUUGAUGGGUAUUAUAAAUCAGGCAGCAUUGGUGAAGCUUAUGCGCUCUUGAGAUCAUUUGAGAGGGAUGGUUAUGUUCUCGGACUCAAUGGAUAUACUUGCUUGAUUCAUGGUUUAUUUAUAGCUGGGAGAUUUGAUGAAGCUCAUGGGUGGUAUAGCAAAAUGAUCAAGAAGGGCAUCAAACCUGACAUUGUCUUGUGUACGAUAAUAAUUCGGGGGUUAUCAGAUGCUGGCAGGGUUAAGGAUGCUUUGAAUUUCUUGAACGAGAUGAAUGAGAGAGGUUUGGUUCCCGAUGCCUACUGUUAUAAUGCUGUCAUUAAAGGGUUCUGUGAUUUGGGUCUUUUGGAUGAAGCUCGGUCUCUUCAUCUUGAUAUUUCAAAGCUAGAUUGCUUCCCUAAUGCCUGCACUUACACCAUUCUCAUAUGUGGUAUGUGCAAGAACGGGCUGGUAGGGGAGGCGCAACAAAUAUUCAAUGAGAUGGAGAAGCUUGGAUGUGUCCCUUCUGUUGUGACCUUCAAUGCUCUUAUUGAUGGACUUUGUAAGGCUUCUAAGCUUGAGGAAGCGCACUUAUUAUUUUACAAGAUGGAGAUAGGAAGAAAUCCUUCAUUAUUUCUUCGUCUUUCUCAAGGUAGUAAUCGGAUUACUGACAGUGCCAGUCUUCAAACGAAGGUAGAGCAAUUGUGUGAGUUAGGAUUGAUUCUUAAGGCCUACAAACUUCUGACGCAGCUAGCUGAUAGUGGGGUCACACCUGACAUCAUCACUUACAACAUUCUAAUCAAUGGGUUUUGCAAGGCUGGUAACAUAAAUGGUGCUUUUAAGCUCUUCAAGAAUAUGCAAUUGAAAGGGCUCUCACCAGAUUCUAUUACAUAUGGGACACUUAUAGAUGGACUGCAAAGGGUUGAUAGAGAAGAGGAUGCCUUUGUGGUCUUUGAUCAAAUGGUGAAGAAUGGAUGCAUGCCUAGCUCUGCAGUUUAUAAAUCACUGAUGACUUGGUCUUGCAGGAGAAAGAAGAUUUCUUUAGCUUUUAGUCUUUGGUUGAAGUAUCUAAGCAACCUUCCUCUGAGAGAAGAGGAAAAAAUCAAAGCAAUAGAAGAAGACUUUAAGGAAGGGAAAACUGAGAAGGCAAUCAGAGGUUUAGUGGAAAUGGAUGUAAACUUCAAAGACUUUGAUUUAGUACCAUGCACCAUUUUGCUAAUUGGUUUGUGUCAGGUGAGAAGAGUACAUGAAGCUUUGAGAAUAUUUUCUGUUCUUGACGAGUACAAAGUCAUUGUCACUCCACCAAGUUGUGUACAUUUGAUCAAUGGUCUCUGCAAAGAAGGGAACUUGGACCUGGCGAUAGGUGUCUUCCGAUAUACUCUGGAGAAGGGUUUCAUGUUGAUGCCUGAAAUAUGCAACCAGCUGCUCAAGUGUCUUCUUCGUUCCCAAGACAAAAAGGAUCACGCCCUUGAUCUCAUUAGUAGGAUGAGAUCUUUUGGAUAUGAUCUUGAUUUUUAUCUGCACCAAACUACAAAAUUUCUUCUAGAAUGCCACAUGAACUAAAGGGAAAUGGAAAACGUGUCUCUUGGAAAACGUGUCCUGAACCUGCAAUUACUACUACUUGGGGUUUUGAUUCUUGCUAGCAAGAUAUGUCUGUGUUUGGGGAGGACUGCAUGUUUCACCUGUUUAACCCAAAUUGUGACAAGCCUGUGGCCUUGGUGAGAAAGGUUGGCUCCUUGCUGACAUGCUUCUCUUUCAAGUCACUCUUGUCACAGCCAAGUUCUUAUUUGGGGUUCUUGCCCAGGUAGGAAAGGUGAAGAAGAGCAAUGGAGGAAUUACUGAGGUCGGUCUUUAAUGGAAGUUAAUGCUGCUAAGGAAGAUGCCACAUGGGAGGAGUUUCUGGACUUUCCAGUCAGAUUUCAAGCUUUUGAUUCUAUAGGAGCAGUAGGAAUUUUUGCAGGAGGAUAGAUUAGCAAACAAGAGCCAUUCCAGCAAUCCUAGCUAGUUAUCAUGGAUACCCAAGUCAGCAAGAAGUUUGGCAGGAAAUCUGUUAACAGUUAGCUUUUGUAGUUAGGAGGGUGUCCGUUUUAGCAGAAGGAAGCCUAGCAUGCAAACCAAGCUAUAAGAGCUGGUAAUUUUGCACUUUCUGGCAUGCUUUGUGUGGUCAAGACUCAAUAUUGCUUUCUCUUAGCAAUAUUCUUUAUGCCAGUCUCUGUUGUGGAGUCUUGGUAAUAGGUUAUAGCAUAUCAUCUGACAUAUUACACAAAUUUCUCUUUAUGUGAUUAAAAGGUUGAGCAGUGGGUUACUCAUUUUAUAGAGGCUGUAACGACCGCGAAAAAUCGUGCAUCUUGGAUCUUCUGUUUCUAUUGUGGGUUCCAUUUUUCUCAAAGGCUUCUGAGAUAUGGUGUAAUAAUUAGUAUAGCUGAAGCAUAUGCUUAUGAUAAUUACUUGAGCAAUAUCUAUGUACGUGAUAAAUGUAACAAGGACAAACUAUCUCAUAGUGUUCUGAGCAAACAAUGUUCAACGGAUACUUACUGCU
Messenger RNA from Prunus dulcis (almond), 3334 nucleotides. RefSeq names its product pentatricopeptide repeat-containing protein At1g79540-like. The transcript is spliced from 4 exons. Bases 1 to 2358 code for a protein of 785 amino acids. Lineage: Eukaryota; Viridiplantae; Streptophyta; Magnoliopsida; Rosales; Rosaceae. The record is from RefSeq and is a predicted model, not a curated record. Gene Ontology annotation, molecular function: protein binding.